This is a messenger RNA of Aspergillus homomorphus CBS 101889, 1491 nucleotides long. Its product is annotated as DUF3984 domain-containing protein. The record is from RefSeq and is a predicted model, not a curated record. NCBI's taxonomy places the organism in Eukaryota, Fungi, Ascomycota, Eurotiomycetes, Eurotiales, Aspergillaceae. Bases 1 to 1491 code for a protein of 496 amino acids. The transcript is spliced from 2 exons.
AUGAUUAACUUUCCUUCCUCCCCUUCCGUCUUGCUUAUCACCGCCAUCACCAACACCCAGCAAACACAGGUCCCCCCGCAGCUCCCAACGCAGAGCGCGUUCCGGUCUCGACGGUCAUACCCUUCGCUGCAUCAUGUCUCUCUCGCUCCAUUGAAUCCUCGGUUUCUCACCGACGACGAUGAAGAGGCCUCGGACUACUUCAACCAUCCCCACCAAGGGGGUCACCACGAUAGCCCGGACCCGCCCACCGCAAGGUCUUAUCUGGCUAGCUUCUCCGUGCCUGGCACUCCGGGGGUGCUUUCGCACUCGCAUUCCCGCAGCGGGUCCCGUGCGCGACACCAUUCUCGGAGCAAGAGUUCCAGUCGCCUCCACCACGCCAGCGACCCCAAUCUGCAAGCCCAGAGUGCCAGCAACCCCCUCCACCAUGACCAACAACUGCACGGCCAAACCCACCGUGCCACCCGCAGCACCAAUCGUCCCCGUCACCCGCCGCAGCACCAUCAGGACACAGAAUGGAUGCUCCGCGCCGGCAUCGCCCUCGCCUCGUCGACUCGCGAGGAAAAAGGCCAGAGCUGGCUCGUGAAGCGACAGAGCUCGACGAGCCUGGUCUCCGACGAGCAGCACCUCAGCCUGGACUUCCUCAACCAGCAUGACCACCAUAACCCAUGGUCCGCUGGAGGCAGUAGUCCCCGACAUGGCCGUUCCGGACGGUCCACACCAGCCGCGGCGUACUCGCGAUCCAGACGGGCCUCACGAUCCCGCCCAAGCAGCCGGAUGGCCAGCAGAGCAGACCUCGCCAUGACUAGCAUCGGCAUGACGCCCACCACGACUUCGACCGCGACCUCCUCCCGCCGCGAGAGCAGGACAGUCGAGCCUCUCGCCAGCACCAGCACCAGCACCCAAAAGGUCGAACAGCAACAGCAACAGGACAAACACCGGCACCUGGUCCCCGACUUUGUCGACGAGCGCAUCCGUGCCGAGAUGGCCUCCCUCCAGCGCGACGAACUCGACGAGGACGAGGAGGACGAUGACUUCGCCUCCUUCGCCUCCGACUACCCGUACGCCGACUCGGACUCCGAGUCCGACGAGCUCGACGAGCAAGAACUGCAACGUCUCACACGGGAACGCGGCUUCGGACUAGGCAGCUGGAUCGACCGCAUGGUCGAAUGGACCCUCUUCGGCGUCGAAGACUGGCCACUUCCCUUUGGCGGCAGCAGCAACAGCAGUGACCUCGAACCCCGAACCGUGACCAUCUCCGACCACCACUCCCAACGAUCCGCUGACACCGUCAAGAACAACGCCAAGGAUGACAACGAAGAAGACGACACCGCAUCACCCGAUGCAGCAGCCGCAGCCGCAGCCGCAGAAGACACAGACACAAUCUCCAUCGCUGAGUCGGAAACCCUCUCCGUAUUAGACAAACCAGGCGACCAAGGCGGCUGGGGAGAUGCAGGCUGGCUGUUCCGCGCUGUGAGACAUGCACUAUCCUGA